Macrosteles quadrilineatus (aster leafhopper) is the source of this 3865-nucleotide messenger RNA. RefSeq lists its product as uncharacterized. The transcript has 6 exons. The coding region runs from base 95 to 607 and encodes 170 amino acids. NCBI's taxonomy places the organism in Eukaryota, Metazoa, Arthropoda, Insecta, Hemiptera, Cicadellidae. The record is from RefSeq and is a predicted model, not a curated record.
CGUCACCGUCUAAAAAUCCGUUCAGUCUGUGCGUACGCGAGCUGGUGCGCGAACUCUUUGUAAACGUGAUCAAAGUUUGAAUUUUGUUAGGAAAAUGUCACAAGCUAUUAAAAGGAUGCCUAUGUUAAAUUCCUGUUGUGGUUGUGCCUCAUUGAAGGUUGGGACGAUUAUAAGUGGAGCCUUAGGAGUGGUUAUUGGAGCUGUCACACUUGUUUUCAUCUUGGUCACAGAUGUAAAACUGCAGACGAUAGUUAUUGACACACUUCCAUCUGACAUUGUAAAAAUAAUCCUUGCCAUCAACUUAGUGAUGACAAUGUUGAUAUCAGUUCUCCUUAUCAUUGGAGCACUUAAGAGGAACCGGUUUAUGAUGUUGCCAUGGGUUAUUCUCGCCAUCAUGUUAGCCAUUGGUCUUGCCAUCUCAGUUAUCUACACAGCCGUUGUUUUCUUCAUGCACAAACAAGCCUUUGGAGCCUGCCUGUGGCUACUGUUCGGACUAUCAAGUGUCGCCAUCUACGUGUACCUGUGGUUUGUUGUCUUCAGCUACUAUCAGCUCCUUCAAGAAGAGAAAGGCAGAGGUCCUUAUUCUCGACCCGCCUACAGACGCUAAUCCUAACCUCUACAAUUCCUCAUUGCUGAUUCUUCCUAAUCUCAAUUCUUCAUUGUUCUUUCUUCUUUCCCUAUUUUGUUUGCCAUUAGCAUACCUUCCCUUCCCUUAUAGAGUAGGAUCUCAUCAUCUGAAGGCUAUGUUAAGAAUUAUUCUGUCUGGAGUGUGUUAUGAUGUUUACUAUCUAUUUAUUGUACAUAAACUUCUAAACCAUUUUAAUAAGAUAAAACAAUAUAACAGCAUUAGUACCGGUAGACAAUUAAUUGCUUGUCAUCUGGAAUUAUAAACAAAGUAUAAUUGUGUAAAAUUUACCCUAGAAAAACUUGAAGGCAAUAUGAGCACACUCAAACGUAACGAUGCAUAACAUACAUCAGAGCAUGCUUUAGAUUUUUUAUAGGAAGAGAAGGCUCCAGACAAUAGGUGUAUAAAGUUAAUGCUAUAACUAAACCGUAAUUUCAUAUAGCAGAAUUCUUAUUUUGUGAUUAAGGCCAGAAUAGUCAACAGUAAUCCUUUAGUUAAACCCCGAGUUAAACCUCACAAUCAUAAUAUGAUCAUUAACAGUUAUUGUUUGAUUAGUUUUAUAUGAAGUUUAAUAUAUUUUGUUUGAUAAUCUUUUUACUAGAAAUGUUAAGACGAGUAAGUUAUUUUAAUUAUAUUGUUUAUAUGUGUUACAAUUUUAUUGCAUAUUUUAUUUUGUCUUUCUUGAUGAUCUGUAAGCUUUUGACAAUGUUAAAAGAAAGAAUCUCUGUGUUUUUUUUUUUACUUUAUCUUUUACUUUCUUAUACUAUUUUCAUUUAAGUCUUGCCUAAUUCACUAGUCCAUUUCAUUAUUUAUUAUUAGAAUAGUUAUAUUAAGUAGUUUAGGGUUAUGUUAACUAAUUAUAAUUGAAUAUAUCUUAACAUUUUGAUAACAGAAGUGUAAAACAUUAAUAAAUAUCAACAAAAUAGUUACCAAAUUAAAUAAAAAUCUACUUCAGAAUACCCUACUAAAGUUAAUUGCAAACAUGUUUUGUAAGGGAUUGAAUUCAACAUUUAAGAUGUAGAUUAUAAGGGCUUAUUUACUAAAAUACAUUACACUGUAUAUUUAUUUCGUCCUUGUGAAGGAAGUUAAGAGAAGAUCCAUUUGAUUGUUUUCAGUAUCUAUAAGCUAAUAGUCUCAAACUUUAUUAGACAACAAUAUUCCAAACAUUUUUCAAAAACGUAACUUUUCAUUAGAUAAUGCUCUUUUUUAGAGCCAUGUUGUUCCCACAGAGGAUACAAGCUUGUGGGACAAACUUGCGCUUUUAGAUCUGGUAUUUUGGGGCGGAAAUGUACUUGUAAAGCCCCGUUUCCAUCAAACAUUUUCUGCUCAAAACAUUGUUGUCAGCUAAACUCACAAUAAAGUUGGAGUAAAAUGUUGAAUGGAAACACUAGCAUAAUGUUUUGAGCAGUGUUGGCCAACAAAAAGUGUUGGCAGCCGUUGCAGCUGACAACAUUGUUGUGAGCUGUGCUCAAAAGGUAAUGGAAACGGUGUCCAGCUGCCAACAUUGCUGUGAGCAGAACUCGCGCAUGCGCACUUGCUCUGUGAGGAGCAGACGCCGCGCCGCACAUCCACCGCAGCACCAUCGCACCUCUAGCCUAGCAGACGGGUUAAACACCAACAACACCACGUGUUUUUGUUUAUGGUGUAAACAUUCUUGUGUAGUGUCGGUGUAACUUGUUGUGUUGGGCUUUUGGACGGUAUGGUGAGGCCAUGGCGAUGUCAAGUCAAUAUUGGGGAAAAGACGAAGUGUUAAAGUUGAUAUCUUUGUAUUUGUAACAUUAACUAAUCGAACAGGUUUUUAAUUUUAAUUUUGAGAUGCAUUUAUCAGGAUUUGAUCUUUGAAGCCAACUGUUGUUAAUAUGAUCAAAAUAAAACAACGAAUUCUGUUUACUUAGUUGAGAUUACAAAAUAAAUAAAUAAAGAUACCCUGACUAAAUAAUGAAAUGUUUACAGUUAAUUAAAAACAGAAAUAAGAAAAUCAGUCGUUCAAUUUCUAAAAUCGGCCAGGGGGUAAAAUUCCGGGGGGUAAAACUCCGGGGGUAAAAUUCCGGGGUUAAAAUUCCGGGGGUAAAAAUCCGGCCCGUACAUCUUCAGUUGUCUAAACGCUAGUUAUAUGGACAGUACAAUUCCGGUUUUCAUCGCUAAUCUAAUUAAUCACGCUCUGACUAUUUUCAUUAGACUUCCAAAUCCGUGGUGGUAAAAUUCCGGCCGCGAACAAACUUUUGGCCACUCAGGUUACAACGUCAUAGUGACGUCAGCUUUGCCCAGGGGGUAAAAUUCCAGGGGGAUAAAAUUCCGGCGACCCGUGGAUGGUAGUGAAAUGUGCUCACAGUAGAAGGAGGGGUUGGCGGGAAAUGUUGGCGCGAAAUGUUGGCGCGUACUGCUGGAAUGGAAACAGCGCGCCAACAUUGUUGGGAGCUGUGCUCAAAUCAACUUGAACUUAGCUCCCAACAUUGUUGGUACAAAAUGUUUGAUGGAAACGGGGCUUAAUGAGCCAGGAAGAUCCUGAACACUGAUGGCCACACAGCGUUUUUGUACAGCAGUUGUAGCACACAGGGUUUUACGUACAGCUUUUUUUCGUGAUGGCGAGUGGGAAAGGAGAGCGGAAGAGAAUGACAAAUAGAAUUUGCUUUAGACACCAGCAACUGGUGCUAGACACCACUUAAGUGGACCAUUGAAUGUAUCCUCUGUUUCUUACUUCUAUGUGUUGUUACUUAAAAUUGGUUAUGCUAUUUAUUUAAUUAUUGCACCACGUUCAACUCUUGCAAAAUCAUACUGAGUAUGACUUUCUUUAAACAAAGGAAUUUUUUUUAGAAAUACAGGGAUUUUUAAAGAAAUGUACCAUGAAUUCAUUAUAGCAAUGUCUCGUGAUAACCCUUUCAUAAUUUUUGCGCUUGUUUAAGCAAUGUAUGUAUUAUAAUUUAUUAUAGUUUUAAGUUAAAUUAGAUUUUGUUAAUUGCAUUUUAAUUUGUAAGAUAACACAAGUACCUUAUACUUAAUAGUUUUAACAGUUUUUAAUUUUACAGAAAUUUACUUAUUGAAUCUAAUGUGAUUCGUUGCGUUUUGUAAUCUCCUAGAUAAAAUGUAGAAUUGGAAAUUUAAUACUUGCUUGGUAUGAAUUGUUCAGUUAUAUAUUUGACUAAUUUUAAAACUGUACAAAUCCAUAAAUAGUUUUUUUCUAAGCACAUACAAUGAUUGCAUUAAAAAUAUGUUUGAUUAGAGUUGUUUUUAAAGUUUUAU